AUGUCCUCCCAAGUUUGGAGCGCCUUUGUUGGCUUGUACGGGAUGCUGUGCGUGCUGGCCUGCUGCUGCGAAGGCGCCGUGCAGCUGUCCCCCAACGCGACCAUAUUUGAGGACAAAUGCAAGAUGACGACGACGUGCGAGGCGCUCAAGUACAAUACAUGCCUGGGUUCACCUCUGCCGUACACGCACACGUCGCUUGUCCUGGCAGAGGACUCCAUCUCCCAGGAGGAAGCUUUUGAGAAGCUCACCAUGUGGUCUGGUUUGCGCAACGCUCCUCGCUGUUGGUCCGUCAUCCAGCCGCUGCUGUGCGCGGUCUACAUGCCCAAAUGUGAAAACGGACGGGUGGAGCUGCCAAGUCAAAGUUUGUGUCUGGCCACCCGUCGCCCGUGUAGCAUCGUAGACCAGGAGCGCGGAUGGCCCAACUUUCUCAAAUGCGACAAAUUCCCAGUGGGCUGCUCGAACGAGGUUCAGAAGCUAAAAUUCAACACGUCGGGCCAGUGUGAGGCGCCGCUAGUCAAGACGGACAUCCAGUCCAGCUGGUACAAAGACGUUGAAGGCUGCGGCAUCCAGUGCGACAACCCGCUGUUCACCGAAGAGGAGCACGAUGACAUGCAUGCCUACAUCGCCUACUUUGGCACCAUCACCCUCCUGUGCACUUUUUUCACUCUGGCCACGUUUCUUGCCGACUGGAAAAACUCCAACCGCUACCCGGCCGUCAUCCUCUUCUACAUAAAUGCCUGCUUCUUCGUGGGCAGCAUCGGUUGGCUGGCGCAGUUUAUGGACGGCGCGCGUGAAGAGAUCGUGUGCAAGAGCGACAACACUAUGAGACUCGGCGAGCCCUCUUCUUCCGAGACCUUGUCAUGUGUCACCAUCUUCAUCAUCGUGUACUAUUCGCUCAUGUCGGGUGUGAUUUGGUUCGUGAUGCUGACCUACGCUUGGCACACCUCCUUUAAGGCGCUCGGCACUACCCAGCAGCCGCUCACCGGGCGCACUUCCUACUUCCACAUGGUCACCUGGUCCAUCCCGUUCAUUCUCACUGUUGCCAUUUUAGCCAUUGCAGAGGUGGAUGGCGACUCGGUGAGCGGAAUCUGCUUCGUGGGCUACAAGAAUUACAGGUACCGCGCCGGCUUUGUGCUGGCGCCCAUCGGCGUGGUGCUGGUGGUUGGUGGCUACUUUCUCAUUCGAGGUGUCAUGACGUUGUUCUCGAUCAAAAGUAACCAUCCUGGACUACUGAGCGAGAAGGCAGCUAGCAAAAUCAAUGAGACCAUGCUUAGACUUGGCAUAUUUGGGUUUUUAGCAUUCGGGUUCGUGUUCAUCACCUUUGGCUGUCACUUUUACGACUUCUUCAACCAAGCCGAAUGGGAGAGGAGCUUCAGGGAAUAUGUGCUUUGCGAGGCUAAUGUCACCAUCGCCUCCCAAAGCAACAAGCCGAUCCCGGAGUGCACCAUUAAGAACCGACCUAGUCUAAUGGUGGAGAAAAUCAACCUGUUCUCCAUGUUUGGCACCGGCAUCGCCAUGAGCACGUGGGUGUGGACCAAGGCCACCAUCCUCAUCUGGAAGCGAACAUGGUGCAAGAUCAUUGGACGUGGGGACAACGAACCCAAGAGGAUCAAAAAGAGCAAGAUGAUCGCCAAGGCCUUUGCCAUGCGGAAGGAGCUGCACAAAGACCCCGAGAAGGAGUUGUCCUUCAGUAUGCACACGUUGUCACAUGAUGGACCCGUAGCUGGGAUCAACUUUAACAUCAACGAGCCGUCCAAUGACAUGUCUUCAGCGUGGGCGCAGCACGUGACCAAGAUGGUGGCCCGACGAGGCGCUAUCUUGCCCCAGGAUAUCUCGGUCACUCCCACAGGAACGCCAGUUCCUCCACCAGAGGAGAGGAACAGGUUGUGGAUGGUGGAGGCCGAAAUCUCCCCAGAAAUGAUCAAACGAAAGAAAAAGAAGAAAAAGAGGAGGAAGGAGGUGCGCACUUCCGCAGAAGAGGAGGCCAUCCCAGCAGCGGAUCCCCAUGCUUAUCCUCAGCGAGAGUUCGGCCGCAGUUCCGUGCCCCGCCUCCCCAAGCUGCCCUGCCAUCCCGGCCUGAUGGCUAACCUGCGGGAGCUGCAGAUGCCGGAGGACAAUGUCCUACCGGGAUCCUUUCCGCCGUUGCCCGGUGACGAGCGCUGCCGCUUGCCGCCCUAUCGGAGUAGCUACGUGCGAGACGUGUUCUCAGACCGGCCGGAGGACCUCGGUCUUGGCCGGCGCUACCCGGCCAGCUGCCUCCAGGAGGGCCUGUCGGAGAGAAUGGCGCACGUGGCGAGGGUCCCCGCGGGCCGGCGUGUAGGGUACGGUCCCAUUCACUCGCGGACUAACCUGAUGGAGGCGGAGCUUAUGGAUGCCGAAUCAGACUUCUAA
This is a messenger RNA of Nerophis lumbriciformis (worm pipefish), 2391 nucleotides long. NCBI's taxonomy places the organism in Eukaryota, Metazoa, Chordata, Actinopteri, Syngnathiformes, Syngnathidae. The record is from RefSeq and is a predicted model, not a curated record.